AGAAGCUCCAAGAGGGAGGGAGCGUGACUGACCUCCCUUCUCCUCUUGGACUUGAGUCGUAUGUUCCAAGGCAAUCACUAUCUCCAAACUUCUGGCUGGUUUUCACGUCCUGGAAACGGAACCCUUGCCGAAGCAGGAAAGGCCGGCGGCGGCGGACAGACCGGGCGCGCGAGUCUCCAGGACACCGACCACGCAGGCGGAGCCGCGCACCUGCGUUUUCGGCCACCGCUUUCUGCGCUUCCGUCAUCACUCGCCGCAGAGCUCCGCGGGCGGGCAGGGGCCUCCCACGCCCCCGCCUCUUCGCUGGCGGCGGGCAGGGCACCGCGGAUACGAGGAAGACGCAGGAGGCCCCCUGCCCAGCAGCAAACACCUGUCCCCUCGCGGCCGAGGCCGCCUCCCCGCCCCCAACCAGCCGAAGACACGAGAACCUUCGCGAAGGCAGAGGCGGGGAGCGGCCUGCCCAGGGCCCGGUGUGGGCAGCGACGACUGCGCAUGCGCGGCGUCAGCACAGGGCGGAAGUCGACGUCGCCGUGCCGCCGCCGCGUGACGUACUUCCUGUUUGUUGUUGGAGAAAGGAGAGAAAGGAAAGCGCGAGGAGCCGCCGCCGCGACCCGCACAGCCGAGCCAGAGCCGAGAGGAGCCCCGGGCCGCCGCCCCCUCCCUGUUUGCCGCCGCCGGCCGCCCGUGUCCUCGGUGAGGCGCCGCUGGGGGCAGGGGGAGGCCGGCGGAGGUCGCGUGCGAGGCCCGGCCGGCGCCGGACCUGACCUGGAGCCCUGGUCGCGACGGUGGGGUGACCUGGGUCUCCGGCCUGGCCCGGGCGAGGGCGGGCCGGGCAGGGGACGGGCGCGGGCGGCCGUGGGUCUGCGGGUCGGCCCGGGUCGGGGUCUGCGGGCGUCCCCUUCUUUCCGCCUCCGUGCCGGCGCCCGGCAGGCUCCGCGGCCGUUGGGGGUGGGGCCCGCGCCCGGGGCGGCCUAG
This is a messenger RNA of Lemur catta (Ring-tailed lemur), 975 nucleotides long. RefSeq names its product translation initiation factor IF-2-like. The record is from RefSeq and is a predicted model, not a curated record. Bases 61 to 975 code for a protein of 304 amino acids. The transcript has 2 exons. NCBI's taxonomy places the organism in Eukaryota, Metazoa, Chordata, Mammalia, Primates, Lemuridae.